AUGGAUGACAGCAAGUUCCUUCUUUCCCUGGACUGUGAUGACAAGGGCCCAACUGUCUCCUUUUCCAAAGAGAGACCCCUCAGUAGAGCAAACAGUCGGCCAGCACUCCACUCUUCUGCCUUUCACUUUCCGCUCUCCUUUUCCACCCCUAACUCCCUUGGUGAGCUCUCAGCCUCAAGUCUUGGCACCCCUGCAGUUCCCUCCUCCCCAAGCGGUAUUGUCAAAUCCUGCUCUGCUUUUUCUAAAGAGUCAGCUUUGCUUACACACAACUCCACACUCAACCUUGUUGAAUCCCACAUCACCAAGGUAUCACACAGAGAACCUGAAUUCUCUCUCUCUAACUCUGACUCCAAGCUUCACCUGCAACCCUGGAAAGAAGUAAUCCAAAUGGCAAAGGUCCAGGAUUUUGAUCCUCUGCCCAAGUCGGCACCCUCAUCACCCACUGAUCCCUGCCCAAAUCUGAUGGGCUCAGGCAGCUUGUUUAUGGCUGAACUGGAGGACACACGUCGCAAGCUAUCCGAGGCCAUGCAGGAGCCGUUCAGUAGGCUCAGCAAAAUGAUGGGCGAGGACUCUGGCAGUCCUAAAACUCAGAAAGGUGAUUUGUCAGCUUUCCAGGGUGGUUCCUUGGGAGACAUGCUGAUUCAGAGUGAAGAUGGAGUGGCAGGGCAGUGGCAGGAACAGGGAAGCCCACUGUAUGAAACACCACAACAGAAGAUAAAGAAAGGGCCACCACCAAGCUUCACUUCUGAAGUACGUCAAAAGCUUGGCACAGAAACCAGCCGCUAUGAGGUCUGUACCUAUGGAGAUGUAAUGCAGGUGCUAGAAAUUCAAGAACAUCCCAACAAAUCACAGCUUCGAGAACCAGAUCAGAAGUUCGUCAGAGUGACACCAGCGAAUUCUACUUUGGGAUCUUCAGACCCAAGCAAAUGGCUUAUAUGUGUGGGUUUACUGGCCUACAGUUUCUUUGUUCUGCCGCUUUCUCCCUACAUGACAGGACUGUCUGUUGGACUGGCGUGCGGGUUCAUGCUGGGCCUGGCAGUAGUGAUGAUGCUGGCUCCAAAGCGACCUGCAUCUGCACAGAAAUCAAUCUCCUCACUCGAUGACAGCCUGCUGAUGGAGUCAAUUGGCACUGAGCCAAGAGAAAAGCCGCAGAGAGUGCUUCAGGGCUGGAUGAACGAGAUGUACACCUAUGACCCGGAAACAUACCAUCCCUCUCUGUGCCACUCUGUCUAUGUCAUGCUGGAGGACUGCCACCUGCGCCUGGCAUACCCACGUGCCAACAUUCCCCACCAGGCCACUUUCAACGAGCCUCCUUAUGACACCACAUUUGUGCAUUCAAGAUGUUUUCGGCUAAACAAUAGCAAGGUGUCUUUGCUGCCAACUGUCUUGGCAAAAAAGAGGGUCUGGAAUAAGAAAUACCCCAUCUGCAUUAUGUUUGCGGAAGAAGUGGAGUGUGAGGAGGAAGAGCAAGCCAGCAAGGUAGCCGAAACAGCAAGUGAAAGUGCAGACGAAGUUCAGCAGGUGGAAAAGGAAUCCAGCCAGACCACCACUCUGUACCUGUUUGGGCGGACAGGGAGAGAGAAAGAGGAGUGGUACCAGCACUUCCUGUUAGCGCUAAAGUCCAAGAUCCACAACAGGCUCAGCCGAGACGAGUCAAAAAUAGAUGUUUGUAGUGCUGGAGGCUCCAGUCAGGGCAGCACUGAUGAUCUGGCUUCUAUGCUGGGUCUAAGGGAGCUGGCUGGUUCAGUAAGAGAGAAGAUUUUGCUGGACUAUAGCUCCUACAUGGCUCACUUCAUCACGUCUGAGAGCUGCAGCCUUACGCCCAGCCCCUGCCACUCCGAGCCUGGCAGUCCCGCUGAUAUACGCAGGUUCUCCAGUGAGCCAGUGGCAGGGUGCAGAGAUUCAGCCUGGAUUAAUGCCCUUAUUGGAAGGAUUUUUUGGGAUUUCCUGCGAGAGAAGUACUGGGCAGACCAGGUGGCUCACAAAGUACAGAAGAAGCUGAGCAAGAUUAGGCUGCCAUACUUUAUGAAUGAGCUGACGCUGACUGAGCUGGACAUGGGCACGUGCAUACCGCAAGUGUUGAGCAUCUCCAAACCUUCAGUGGAUAACAGAGGUCUGUGGCUGGAGCUGGAGGUUGUCUAUACCGGCUCUCUGCACAUGACUUUGGAGACGAAGAUGAAUCUGUGUAAGCUUGGCAGAGAGAACCAGUCUGAAACGUACAGUGUUACUGAGCCCAGCAGAAUAGUGGGCUCCAGGCCCAGGCUUAGUAUCAUUGCAGACAGUGAUGAGGAGUCCUCCAGUGCAGGUUCAUCUGAUGAAGACGAACCAGUGCUCUCUGAGCCCCGGGCCAGUCCGGUUGAAAAGAACAUACAGCCUGGGGCUGAUGGGCAUGGUGGAGGCAGCACAAGCAGGAAAAUUCUGCGCUUUGUGGACAAGAUUGCCAAGUCCAAAUAUUUUCAGAAAGCCACAGAGAAUGAGUACAUCAAGAAGAAAAUAGCAGAGGUAUCCAACAUGCCCCUUCUGCUCACGGUCGAGGUGCUGGAACUCUCUGGAAGUCUAGCUGUCAACAUUCCUCCGCCCCCUACCGACCGAAUAUGGUACAGUUUCCGUGUGCCACCAAGGCUGGAUCUACAAGUAAAGCCCAUGCUGGGUGAAAGAGAGGUCACUUUUACUCACGUCACUGAGUGGAUUGAGAGGACACUGCAGUGUGAGUUUCAGAAAUUCUUUGUGAUGCCCAACAUGGAUGACCUAUACCUGCCUCUUAUGUCCUCUGGGAUGGACAAUCCCACCAUAUCUCAGAAUUCCUCAGGAGAAUGUCAUGACAGGAAGGAAUGUAGAGACUCUCAGUAGGAUAAUAGUGAGAUGGGAA
Molecule: messenger RNA, 2869 nt
Organism: Trichomycterus rosablanca
Lineage: Eukaryota; Metazoa; Chordata; Actinopteri; Siluriformes; Trichomycteridae
Product: testis-expressed protein 2-like
Exons: 11
Coding region: 1-2850 (949 amino acids)
Cellular component (GO): endoplasmic reticulum
Molecular function (GO): lipid binding
Source: RefSeq, a predicted model, not a curated record